Stylonychia lemnae is the source of this 1851-nucleotide messenger RNA. The record is from the annotation of a GenBank genome assembly. NCBI's taxonomy places the organism in Eukaryota, Ciliophora, Spirotrichea, Sporadotrichida, Oxytrichidae.
AUGAAAGUAUUUUAUCGCAAAAAGAACGAGAGUGUUAUUAAUCAGAAGCGGCUUCCUAUUGAAGGAGAAAGCGAGCCAGCUUUCAAGAUUGCCUAUUACAUUAAAAUAGAGGAGAACAUUGAUGAUAAUUUGAAAGUCUAAAUCUUUGAUAACAAGACCUCUUAGUUGUUCAAUGAUAAUGAUUUGAUACCUAAAGAUUCAUUCCUGGAGUAUGAGGUAUUAACACCCGAGUAAAUGCUCUAGCAUCAAAGAUAAGCUCAAUAGUAGUAAGCUCUUGAAGCUGCUGCCUCAAAGCUACAAGGCAAUCCACUAUUAGUUGGACUGAAUCAACAGAUUGCUUAGACAUAAGAUUAAGCUCAGCAGGAAGCAAAGCCAUAGGAUUAAAACAACUUUUUGAACAUCAUGAACGAGAAUAAGAAGAAGACAGAGCUUCAUGUAAAGCACAGAAAUUAAAUGGCUGUGGCUUAGAAUGAAGGCGUAUCACAUUCAAACCCAUAGAGAAAUUACAACAAUUUCAAUUAGGCGAAUAACCAAGUUCUUAAUAACCCAAUGUUCGAGUCAUUUAGAACAUAGAAGUUUGAGAUCCACAAAAAUUACAGAUGUCAGAGAUGUCAAUAACCAGGUCAUCAUAUCAAAGAGUGUCCAACCAAUUCCGAUCCAACUUAUGAUCCCUAUAAAGGUAAAGGCUAACCUAAAGACUAAGCCUGGAAGAGAGAUCUUGGCAUAAAUAAUCAAGAAUUCUUAGACAAUAAGCAUAAGGUUUUCAGGGAGAUCAUUAAAGAGAGUCGUAUUUAUGGCGGUUAAUUUGACAUAAAAAAGUUUAAAUAAUAGCAGUCAAAUCCAAGUGAUGUCUUCAAUGUUACUACUGUUUAGGGCUAGAAUAUCGGUAGUAGUUUGAAGUCUAAUUGGAGAGAAUAAAUCCCUCCGUCUCUUGUUUGCCAAAUCUGUAAGGAUCUGAUCAAAAGGGCUUCCCUGACCAAAUGCUGCGCUUUCUCAGGAUGUCAAAAAUGCCUGCAACAAAAAUUGAUUGAAAGAUAAUUCCAGUGUCCCUAUUGCAAGUCAGUCAAUGUCUACGCUGAAGACAUUAUACCAAACUAACAACUAAGAUUGGUAGCUGAAUGGUUCUCAAGAUAAAUGCUCAUCCAAGAUAAAGUAGAAGAGAUUGAGAUUAAGAGAACAAGUAAUUAAGACAAGGAUGAGAUGAUUUACAUGAUUAGUAAAAUUGAGUAAACUUUUCAGAGCCAUGAUUAGAUGCAAUAAUAGCAGAGGAUGCUUCUCUAGCAGCAAUAAGAUUUAUAGAAUUAGCACUAUGAUUCUGACUCGUAAUCGUCUCAAGGUGAGGGUUCUUAGGAUUAGCACCUGCAAGUAAAAGAAGGUGACAUCGACCUUAACUCUAAUCAGGAUUUAAAUAAUCAAAUUAUGUUAAAGGGUGCUGUUGAUCCAGCAAACCCUCUUAAAUUCAAUCCCUAACUUCACUCAGGCACUAAGUUUGACCCAGCUUUAGGUCGAAGAGUUCCCGUAACUGACCCAAAUGAAUUGCCUAAAAUAGGGGGUGCUAGUAAUACUCAGAACAUUAAUGAUUUAUAAACUUAAGCAAGGUUCUAUUAGAUGUAAAUGAUGUAGCUUAUGCAGUAGAAUAUGACGCAGGCUUAAAUGAUGGGAAGAUACUAAUUUUAAGGCGCAAAUUACCCUGGUUAAAUAAUGAUGGAUCAUAAUGCUGGUAUGAUAAAUCCCAAUGGGGCAUCUGGCAAUCACUUUGAUAGAGAUCAUGGCUAAGGGAGAAGAAGAAGCAGGUCAAGAUCUGAUGGAGACAGAGCCAGAAACAAAAAGAAGAAGAGUAAGAAGCAUUGA